CGCCAUCCAACUUACAAUGCUGCCUAUGCUGCUGUUUUGCCUUGGGUACGCUUAGUCUGAGGCAACCGGAUAUCUGGGGCACUCGUUGAUCCUGAGUGGACUACUUCGAGCCUGGCGCUGGUGGGCCCAGGUCAAAUAAAAGACCUCUGUUCCUCGUGCUUACACCUUGCUGCUAGACAGUUACCUUGCGAGCGAGUUCUGUCAGCCGCUCCGCCUGGUCACGAGCUUUUGGAAGAGCAUGGCCUUUUGGGAAGAAGGCUGAUUCUCUGCCGUUUGAUGAGCGACCAUUCAGCGCCGUCAGAUCCGCUUCCAAAAUACAACCACUAUGCUGACGAUAUCAAUGCCCGCAACCAUAUCUCACCUUCUAUCUCACGUCAAUUCGGCACCUCCAUCUGUGUUCUGUCCCGAAAAUGCGCCUGCUUCAGGGCCUAUGUCGCCAGGAAAACAGCAACAGAAGCCAAAGUUGUCACUACAGACAUCGAAUUUGACGCCUACUUUCCAUGGAUUUAGCGGCGGUCAAGUUACUACCAACCUCAAUACUGCGACUCCCACUACGUUGAACACCUUCAACAAUGCCUUCGACCUGACAUUUAGACCAUCACCAGUCGUUUCAGCCCCGUCGCCAACGAGACGAUCUCAGACAAAGGCACCUGGCCGAUCACGCUCGCCCACAAAUAGAUCGCCUGAAAUGCCAUACGCUUUGUGCCUGCCAUUCGGUGUACAUUCGAUCCUCAAGAAUUCUCCACUGCUACAAUAUGGACGUCGACGCUCAGUCUGCUCAAGCAGUGCCAGCCCCGAUAUACCUGGUAGGCGGGUGUUCUUCCCCGCGUCUAAGAAGGUGACGUUUCGAGCAGUAUUGGAGGAAGAGAUCACCACGCACAAGUAUUCUAUACGCCACUCGGACAUAAAUUCUUCCUCAGACGAGACAAACUCCUCUGAAGCCGAAGAAUCGAGCAGCGGCUCGACGGAUGAAGGGGAGGAGGACAAGGUUGAUAUGACAAUCCAUGUGGACGAAGUUGCGACGCGGGGAAGAAGGAAAAGAAAGACCUUGUCCGUAUCGGACUCGACCUCGGACGGAUUAGAUCGUGGCAGGAAUAAGGGAUCAAGAAGCACUUCAGCGCGCAGAAGUAAGCGGAAGAGGAGACGAUGGGAAAAUGGAUGCUGGGGCCUGCAAAGGCUGUAGAGGAGGACUGACUGGAUGUUUAGGACGACAGCAAAAGUAUACAGUCACAGACAGAGCCUCGGGUUGAGAUUCUCGAGACUAAGACGCCACGGUCCGAGAAGAUCGAGGCCAGCGACCGGGCUGCGGCAACCUAGAAUUCUACUACCCUCUGUGGGAUCAAUGAUAUCACAUUGCUGCUCCCUGCAUAU
Molecule: messenger RNA, 1371 nt
Organism: Exophiala xenobiotica
Lineage: Eukaryota; Fungi; Ascomycota; Eurotiomycetes; Chaetothyriales; Herpotrichiellaceae
Exons: 1
Coding region: 326-1183 (285 amino acids)
Source: RefSeq, a predicted model, not a curated record